AGCGCAGCGCACCCUGGCUCGGUGUGAGAGGCCCAGCUGUGCCGAGGUGCUGCUUCUCACCCGCGACUGCGAACAGGAGCUGGCUUGGACCCAAACACCUAAACUGUAACUGCCUGAGGGUCAGCCUGCCAGCGCUUCGAAGUGGCCCUCAGGAAACGCCUGUCAUAGAGCCUGCACGGGCUCCCGAGGUUGCCUGGCCUUCCUGGCAGGAAAAGCCUAGAUCUUAGCAAACCUCCCUUUCUAAAAGUCAGGCCAACCAAUAAGAACAGUUUAAAGUGUUUGCUUAUGUUUAGCUGUGUAGGUUUGCGUAUGGAUAUGUUGCAGGUACCUGGUGACAUUGUCAUUUCUGUCAGCGGCUUCCAGAGGACUGCUGGUGCCCAACUGCACUUGGCUAUGGUCCCCUGCAGAGCGCAGUGGCUGUUCAUCUUGCUGCCAACAUUAGAUCACAUCAGUUUCAACUGAAUCAACAUGAAAUAGCACAUUACUUAAUUUUUUUCCUUCAUUAAAAGAACAAAUCUACAGUAUUGUUAACUUCAGGAAAUAAUGAGUCCCAAAAUCAUAUAAUCUCACAUAGUACUUUCUACUGCCUCGUGUUUUAACUUUAGGGUGUACUAAAACUAAGCUUCAAGCUUCUCUUUAUGAGACACUCGUAAACUUGCUGCUUAUUGAAAGUUCAGAUCCACAAUAAUUUGCAGACUUCCAGGAGAUGACAUUUUUAGGAAGGAUCAGUAGCAGUAAUAAAAAUUUGAUAAACUAUAAAAGGCAGUGAUAAAAAUGAUAGUUUUAAAAGGUAGUGUCUAUUUCAAUAGCACAAAUGACUCUUAGAGCACUAAUUGUGCUAUACUAAUUUGGGGACUUCUUCGUUUUAGCCACUGCUUUAAGGUGAAGACAUCAUGGAUAAAUAUGAAAUCAUUAAAAAAAUUGGAGAAGGAUCUUUUGGCAAAAUAUUCUUGGCAAAAGUAAAAGUGGAUAAUGAGCAGUGUGUUAUCAAAGAGAUCGAUUUAACUAAGAUGCCUGUGAAAGAAAAAGAAGCCUCUCAGAAAGAAGUAAUUCUUCUGGCCAAGAUGAAGCAUGCAAAUAUUGUAACCUUCUAUGCUUCUUUGCAAGAAAAGAACAAGCUUUAUAUUGUGAUGGAAUACUGUGAUGGUGGAGACUUAAUGAUGCGGAUAAAUAUGCAGCAUGGAGUGCUGUUUGACGAGGACCAGAUUCUGAGUUGGUUUGUGCAGAUCUCUUUGGGCUUGAAGCAUAUUCAUGACAAGAAGAUUUUACACAGAGAUGUAAAAGCACAGAAUGUUUUCCUUAGCAAUAAUGGAAAGGUAGCAAAGCUUGGGGACUUUGGCAUAGCAAGACAGUUGAACAGCACUACAGAGUUUGCUCAUACCUGUGUAGGGACCCCCUAUUAUCUGUCACCUGAGAUCUGUGAAAAUCAACCAUACAACAAUAAAACAGAUAUUUGGUCUCUCGGCUGUGUGCUUUAUGAGCUAUGUGCGCUAAAGCAUCCUUUUGAAGGCAAUAGUUUGCACCAGCUGAUGCUGAAGAUUUGCAGAGGCCGUUUUCACCCAGUGUCUCCGAACUACUCAUAUGAUCUGAGGAUAUUAAUUUCCCAGUUGUUUAAAGUAUCUCCAAGAGAUCGACCAUCUAUUAAUUCUAUUCUAAGGAAGCCCUUCUUGCAGAAGCUCAUUCUCAGGUAUUUGCCCCCUGAGCUAAUACAGGAAGAACUCAGUCACACUGUGAUACAUAGAAAAUGUCCUUCAGCAUCACAGUCUGGAGCCAAGAUGAUACAAGAUAAACUUCAGAAAAGGAGAGCCCAGGACCAAGUUUCUCCAGAAUCUGGAAUGGUGGUGCCUGUCAAGAAACAGGAAUUAUUUCAGAGAAAUGAAUUGAAACCUCCUUCAAGAGGGCAACAGCCUAUUUUUCAGACACAGACCUCCAGAUUUAAGAUGGCAGAGGAGCCAGAAAGUACUAGAGCACAUGGCCAUUAUGGUCAUUACUAUGAUAAGCUUGACAACUUGCAGAGGAGGGCUAAUGCACCUUAUGAGCUUUCUCAUGUCAGCCAAAGAGUUGAGGAAUAUUACAAACUAAAAGGACAAGUUGCACCUCCACCACCAGCACUUGACUGGCCUGCAGAAUAUCUUCAAAGGCGUUUUGAAGCUCAACAGUACAAGAUUAAAGUGGAAAAACAGCUGGGACUGCGACCAUCCUCUGUUGACCUGUAUCAUGACCAAAUAGAGCAGCAGAAAGUAAAGAAAGAACAUCUCAAAAACCAUCAGCAGGACAUAUCUAGAAAGAAAGAAAUGAAAGAACAGGAGUACCUGAAACAAUUGCAGAGAAUUCGAGAGGAAUACCACCACGAUAUAAAAGAUUUCAGAGUUAGAGCAGGAGUGUACCAGGAGAAUCGAAAAAUACAAGAUAAAACCUAUCUUGUGAGGCAAGGGAAAGCUGAGGACCAGUCUGAAACUGAGGAUACAGCUUUAACAGGAAAAGAAUCGCUUCAGGACAUGGAGAAAACCUUUAAACAAGUCAGACUCCAGGAUAUGCAAGACCAAAAAAUCUUAGAAAAGAAACACAACACAAAGGGAGGAGUAAAGUUUGAAAUUAAUUUAGAUGUAUGUGUUCCUGAGGAGGACAGCGUUCAAGAAGCAGAGGUACCCAAUAAACUCGGUGAGACUUUAACUUUUGUGGAUGGUGAGAAUCUUAAGGAGAACUUGGUGGAAGUUUAUGAGGAUCAUGUGGAAAGAGCUUUGGAAGAACUCUCUGCAUACCAAACAGAGUACAAUGACAUAGAUGACAGGAAAGAAAACAGAAAACGUUGGCAAGCUGGAGCCCCUCAGACACCACUGAAUUUUUUAGCUGAUGCUGAUGUCACAUCUGUAUUACCUGCUACGGCUGAAACUGAACUUGCUGAUCACACUGUUAUGCCUGAAAACAUCCCACGAAACAGGAAGCAAUGGAAACGAACACCACCAGGGGCACUCCUGAACAUCUUAGUCAAAGCAGAGCUAUCUAAUGAUUCCUUCAUGCACCUUGGAGAAGAAACAGGUAGGAUGUUAACUAGGUUGCCUCUGAAAGAAAACAAGGAAGAUGAUUCAGAACCAUACUCUGCUGUUACUAUUGAUGAAGGCCGACUUCAGCCAAGAUCAGAUGAUGAAGACACGAAUUUUGAAGAUUCUGAAGAUGAACUCAGACAUGAGCUGCAGGAAUCUCCGGAAAAAGUGGCAACUUCUCCAGCAGAGAGAACCAUGGAAUCUUCCAUUCUUUCAGUAAAUAAAGGUCAAGCAGAUGAAGAAAAGAUGAGUUUACCUCUCAAACGACUUGGAGGAUCUGAUGAUGAUGAUUUAGAAAAUAACCAUGGGUCACUUAGUGUUGACAUAGAUAAUGAAAAAGGCAAGCAGGAAGCCAGUGCUACCUAGAACACUGGCACUGUUACUCUUUCAAAAGUUGCUUGAAAUUUUAGCCACAUCAGUGACAAAAUUUAAGGAUAGCAGAUAUUAAAUGCCAAGUAAAUCAGCUGCUUUUCAACAGUGCUAAAUGCUCAAUUAAAGUUAACAGAAGAUUGUUACUAUUUGUUUAAAAGGAAAAAAAAAUCAGGCUACUUUUCGGGUGUCUAAAUGUUGAAAAAUUCUCUUCCAGACUAAAAUGCGUUUUCAUCUGUUCUAAACUUCCUGGGACAUCUCUGUCAACACUUGCUUGAGCAAAUUCCUGAUUGCAUACUCUCUUUAACCAUUUUUGUAUCAUGUAAGAAAGUCUCCUAGUCAGUAUACUGUAUUUCCCCAGCUCAAUCAACUUAUUUUAAGAAGCUCUUCCAGCUUUUCAUAAUCUCUAUGUACUGCCAAUACAGCUUUGUAAUCCAUAAUUUCAUUUACAUGGUACUGACCGUACAUAAGUAUCAGCAACUGCUCAGCAGUUUUAUACAGUAGCAGUUAACGGGUUUAUUAGCACCCUGAGACUUGUGCAUUACCCAGUUCCUAAGAAAAUACGGGACAGUAGGUUCUUCUGACCUUAUCUUUUCAUAUACAAAAUUUCAUAUAAUCUGGACAAAGCAUAAACAGAGGGAAAACCACAUUCUAAUUUCAGUAGCUUUUUCAUGGAAUUGCAGAAUCAUUUUGGGGAGGGGGGUAAUCACUGCCCUGGCCCUGCUGGCCACACUAUUUCUGAUACAGGCCAUGAUGCUGUUGGCCUUCUUGGCUGCCUGGGCACAAGCUGCUCAUGCUCA
This is a messenger RNA of Pezoporus occidentalis (night parrot), 4213 nucleotides long. It is a transcript of the gene NEK5, whose product is annotated as NIMA related kinase 5. Gene Ontology annotation, biological process: protein phosphorylation. Bases 894 to 3410 code for a protein of 838 amino acids. The record is from RefSeq and is a predicted model, not a curated record. Lineage: Eukaryota; Metazoa; Chordata; Aves; Psittaciformes; Psittacidae. The transcript has 22 exons. Gene Ontology annotation, molecular function: ATP binding; protein kinase activity.